Messenger RNA from Saccostrea cuccullata (small rock oyster), 1051 nucleotides. RefSeq lists its product as uncharacterized. The annotation marks the transcript as partial. The transcript is spliced from 6 exons. Gene Ontology annotation, molecular function: protein binding. The record is from RefSeq and is a predicted model, not a curated record. NCBI's taxonomy places the organism in Eukaryota, Metazoa, Mollusca, Bivalvia, Ostreida, Ostreidae.
UUCAUACAAUUUUUAUUUUCAACAUUAAUUUAGUUCUACUCUUCUUUGUAGGUAGAAGAUGUCUGCAACGUGGAUUGACAUAUUACUUCUUGUAGCGAUAGUUGCCCAAACGCAAAGUUCUGUCGGAAGCAUCCAGGCUCCAACAGCCUUUACAAAAGGACAGACAAUAGACGUACAUGUGUCAAACGGUGAAAACAUUCUCUAUAAUAAAAGGAUAACUGAGAUCGGAGCCAGCUUUGAUUCGGAAGGAUCCUUUGUCUGCCAGACUCCCGGUCUAUAUGCGUUUACAUUUUAUGGACUCACUGCAGAGGACUCUAGACUUUGGCUGGAAAUGAUGAAAACUGACGAAUUAAUAGCUUCAAUCUUUGGUCAUACCAAAAAUGAUUAUGCAGACUCUGGAAAUGCAGCAAUAGUACAUUUAAAUACCGGCGACAAGGUGUAUGUGAAAGCCCACAAUAAUUAUAACCAUGCACUGUUUGGACGGGCGGAUCAGAUUUACACCACAAUAACUGGGGAACUUUUAUUUGCUGACAAUAUAGAACUAGAUGUGGAGAACUUCUAUGGUCCUGUAGGAUUACUCUCAGCAAUCCUGACCAAACACGCUUCUGUAAGUGAUGGAUUAGCUUUAAUUUACGACAAAUCCAUCACAAAUAUCAGGAGUGCCUGCAACACCACAACUGGAACAAUUACUGCCCCCGUUGAGGGAACAUACUUGUUUCACUUCCAUGCACUGGCUUAUGAAAAUACUGAUUUCUGGCUUGAGCUGUUCCACAAUGAAAAUUAUGUUAUCUCAUCUUAUGGAUAUACUGAGGGAUCUUACGCUGACGCAGGCAACACUGCUGUUCUCCAUCUUAAAAAAGGAGACAUAGUAAAAACCAAUUCCAGGCCUGGCAGAACUGCCAGGCUGUAUGGAGCCUCUAAUGAAUUGUACACCACAUUCUGUGGAGCGCUUCUGUCACCAACUGUUAAAAAAAUCAGUGGUCAUGGAACACAAGAGGUAAUAGCUUUCUCCGCCGGACCUACCCAACACGAGACUUUCCUCCGAUUCAUC